AUGGACAGCGAUGUGGAUUUUUUGAACAUGUUCCCAGAGCCCGAAAUUUCCCCCAGAAACUGGACAUGUCCGAACUGUGCAGAGGACGCUUCUGGGAGCGACGAAAACGAAAAGCGUAGGCUUGAGAAUUCUGCAUCACCUGAACCCUGGACGAAAGAAGCAGAGCACGCAUUUACGACGAUGUCCAACGCGUUAAGGGAAGGGUCAGAUCCUGCCAAAGCUACGGUUUCUGACAUGAGGCCGCCAAUUUGGCGGAACCCAUUCCUCAAAACCACAGCGGACAAUCAGGUAAACAGGAAUGCUGGACAAAUCGACGCUCAUCAGCUUCCUGUCUCGGAUGAAAAACCUGGGUCUAGCACUGUUGGCGAUUUUGUUAACAAAUUUUCGAUCGAUUACGGCGCUUCUGCCUCCGCAGAUAUCGGCCAAGCACGACAUGGUGACUUGGCUCGGGCCAUCGAAGCGGCAACUGACUCAGGAUAUGGCUCUCAACUAGCAACAGGGAGUCAAAAAGGCUUGAUCGAGUCUCAUGCUGUAGAUGCCCAAUACGAGACUGAUGCGGGCUUCGACGGCACUGCAACAGAAUAUUCAGAUACCUCGAGUGUUGCGACUUGGAAAAAAGAAAGCUAUAUCGAGGAAUUCGUCGAUGACUUGGUAGCUAGAGUCCGUGAACUGCAACCAGAUGAAGAGACACUGGACAGAAUCUCGGCGCUUCUCCCGGAUUUAUUGAAAGCCUUCGCUCUACGAGUAGGAUACAACGCACCAUCUCGAAUGCAUCGUGAUGUUAUGUAUUUCAUUCACAAAUAUCGAGGGAUGAUCUCAAGCAACUUUAAGGAAAAAAGUCUGCACCGAGGAGAUGACACAUCUGACGGAACACCGUUGCCCAGCGAAGGCGAUCGAAUUCCACUCCAAGACCUGAUGAAGUCCUGGUUCUCCUCUCUGAGUAAUGUUGAGAUCAGGCCCGAAAAUGAGUCUCGGGAUCCCAUUAUCAGAUCCGACGACUCAGACCUAGAAUCUCAGGCAUCCGCCCAUACUGACACAUCUCAAGACGUGACUGAAGGAGACAAUGACGCUUGGCUUCGCAGCUAUCGUGAAUUUAUUCGUAACUCUGAGGUUUUCCAGUGGCUUCUCGGCCGCCUAUACGUUGAGUCUAGCUUGGUGGCGGCAGAGCCAAGAGCCAUGGAAGCCAUUAGGGCCAAGAUCAUAUCAUCACUCCGCCCAUCCCAGCGGAUUAGCAGGAAUGCAUCUUCCGAGCGCUUCAAUGCUUCAUUUUGUGUUGGCUGGGACCCAUCUGGGUUUUUACAAAGCCAAGAGUAUGGGCUUAACGCGGCCCAGGUUACUUCACGAAUCAUCACACUCACGGGAUCGGAAAAUGAUGCGCAAGCCUUGACGUGCUCACAGUACCUGAGUCAAACGUGGCCUACAACGGGCUCAUUGACCUUGAAAGUGAUAAAAGCCGUUCUACAUAAUGAUCCAAACAACCUGCAACAUUGCACCUACCCGGAUGGAACGACACUGGAUGCAAUAUUACACAAUUCAGUGUUUACCACUCAAGUUACUGGAGUUGCAGACUCUAUAGCGGAAAUCGGGGAGCAAAUCGCAUGGAUAUCGGCUUCUCUUCGUGCGUCCGACCUCUCUAACGGGCUUCUCCACUGCACGCCAGUUAUUGCCCGAGUCAGUGGGAGUGGUCCAAGGCUCCAGGCUUUACAAUCAAAAUCCCGUCCCAGUGUCACUUUCGAUAUCGAAAUCCUUUCGGAGGAGGUCCCAAGACCAGUGAACCUCGAGGAUGGUCAAUGCUGGCACAACAUGUUCCUCAACCCCGUGGUUGUCAAAGGAUAUCCAAUUCGACGAAAGGCUGAGAAGAAUAGCGGCGUAGAGAUGACGCUAGACAUCAUGGCUGGUUUGUCACGCACAAAUGUGGUGGACGAGUUCAAAGGCAUGACAUUUAUCAAGGGAUUCUCCACCAUGCUCGUCCCAACCCAAAAGGUCGGAGAGACCAUUCUAUGGCAUCUUGUUUACAAUGAGGAUGGCACUCGAAUAUCAUUCAAAGACCAUAACUUGCCUCAUAUCGAACGCGUUAGUAGCCUGGAACUUGCCAAUUUCCGGCAUGUUGUCGGUUGGUGUUCCGAAGCACGCUUCUUCCCAGGAUCUUCUCAAUGCAAUUAUACCAUUGGCGCCUCGGGGCUUCCUAAGCCUCAUCAAGGCUGUGCUUUGGCAAAUCUCUUUGUAUCUCCAGGAAGGUGCAUAGUGAGCAACGCAUUAUACAGCUUGGGGAAAAAAGACACCCCGGUUCAUGUGGCACGCAACGGCUACAUACCGAAGCUUCAGUGGCUUUCCACUAAACUUGUCCUAUUAUGGGACGAGCAGGAUAAGCGUGGAUGGCUUAUCAAUGGCACCAGUGCGCUGUUAUACCUCGUCAGGAGCUCCUUGGAACAUAACAGUCGCGACAAGUUCAGGUCUGCGUUUAUCUUUAAGAAAGAAGAUCUCAAAGAGUCACCAAAUCCCUACACCGCAGACUCGGCAAACGACGUCUUGAUUAACGAGGAAAAUUGCGCCCUCAAGUUGUACAAAGAAAACAACCAUUUUCUGCUCCUCCAGGGUCGCAUAGAGCAUUAUUUCAACAUCUUGGAGAAACUCAUAGAUCAUCAAUCUGACAUAAGUGAGGAUAGUGAAGUCAAUAUGCAAGAUAGAACACGAGGGGAUCUUGAGGGCUGGGACUUCAAAGACCUCGCCACAAACCGAGAUCCGCUAUAUCCCCGGGUAUCUCACCUUGAAGCCAGCGGCAAAGCGUGGGUGGACUUCGCCCGCUCUGCGCAAGUGAUCACACUUUUUGGAAAGGGGUUCGGGGAGCUCAUUCAGCCGGUAGGCAGAGACAUGUGUGAGUAUUGGUCAGAGUUGCCUAAGCAAAACUACUACAUUGCCGCAUGUCUUUCAGACCUGGAUCUAUGGGUGGAGAAUAACGACCAUUAUAACGACGACCAGGUCAGGCUGACGGACAAGAUCAUUUGGCAUACGCCGUCCUCCUAUCUCUUCGGUUCAUGUCGAUGCGUCGGAUCACUGGGUCCAGAUCACUGCGAACCAGUGCAGACACUGGUGCCGGUAUCAUUGUCUCAUGUACUACUCCCAAGAAGGGUCCCAAUUCCUUCUCAAGGUCGUGGGGCAGUGAUUUUCGGACAGCACUCUGCGUUCGGCUGGGUUUGGGGUGACUAUGGUGACCCCGAGUACGGGAAGCUGUCAUCUCAUCAUUCAUCAAAAGGAUCAGAGGCAGGCUCAUCUUUCGCAGAUAGCGGGAUCAGCCUAGAACGCAGCAAGUCAACACUCUCUCGUGAAAGCAGUACUCCGGAACUUAAGAGGCGCCUGGCUGAGCUCGAUUAUGAUAAUGGCAGUGUCAUGGCAAACUCAUUUGCCUCAAUGGGCGGAUAUUAUGAACACGGCCUGCGAGACCCCAUGAAUUAUACUGUCGGGAUACUUUGCGCACUUCCGAAGGAGUCUCUAGCCGUUAGGGCGCUGUUUGAUAAGUGCAAUGGCAAGCCUGAUCUUUCCUUUGGGGACAGCAACCACUACUCUCUGGGGCAAAUUGGGAAACACAUGGUAGUCGUAGCCUGCCUGCCUGAAGGCGAAUAUGGAACCAAUCCGGCGGCAGAGUCAGCUUCAAAUAUGAAGCGGAGUUUUCCAGGCAUCCAGUUCUGUCUCUUAAUCGGCAUUGGUGGUGGUGCACCAUCUGAGCAGAAUGACAUUCGACUAGGAGACGUGGUUGUAAGCAAGCCGACCAAGACGUUUCCAGGCGUAAUCCAAUACGAUCGCGGCAAGGCAAAUGAGAAUAACGACUUCCAGUUGACAGGUGCUUUGCAACGGCCACCUCGGUUUCUCAUGACAGCGGUCAGUUCCCUUUCGUCAGACCCAAACCUCCCUUCUGAUCCUCUUGAACCGUACCUUCAAGAGAUCAUACAACGAGUUCCUGGCCCAAAGAAAUUACGAUAUCAACAUCCCGGGCAGGAAUGUGACGAGUUAUUCGACGAAAUAUGCUCCAAGUGCCAAGUCCAAGAACAUUGUCUUAAUCGAGAGAGGCAUAUUAGGCGUAGAACACCCCGACCUAACAACAGUCCCGAGAUACACUAUGGCCUGAUUGCCUCUGGUAAUACGGUAAUCAAAGACGCCCAGGUUCGAGACCAAUGGGUGAAAAAAUACGGUGUGAUGUGUUUCGAGAUGGAAGCCGCAGGUGUCAUGAACACAUUCCCAUGUCUUGUUAUUCGAGGGAUCUGUGACUAUUCGGACUCGUAUAAGAAUGAAAAAUGGCAGGAGUAUGCUGCAGCGACGGCAGCGGCCUAUGGCAAACUUCUCUUGAACGAAGUUUCUCCGUUCAGUCUCAGCUAUAGUCCGAGCUCGGAACUGAAGCACAGGACGUAUGAAUACCUAGGUCCUGAAGAUGGCAUGGCAAAACGACGAAGAUUAUGA
This is a messenger RNA of Clonostachys solani, 4452 nucleotides long. NCBI's taxonomy places the organism in Eukaryota, Fungi, Ascomycota, Sordariomycetes, Hypocreales, Bionectriaceae. The record is from the annotation of a GenBank genome assembly.